UCCCCCCACAAGCUGGGGGAAACCAUUCCUUUAUCAACCUGUAUUGUGUUAAACAGGUUUAAAUGAUGUAUUUCCCCUGCACUUUUGGCCACACUGCGUUAACUGACAGGGUUUGAAAAGCACAAGUAUGAAUUACACAAACAUAAAUGUAUGUGAGAAUAAAGGAAAAUGUUAACUGAAGGAGAUUUAAACUGAAAGCAUUUCAACGCUUUGUUUCGAGCACACAUUUUCCCCUACCAUCCUCCAGCUGAUUGCAAACGUGGGCUCUAGUUUCCUUUCUAUAUCUAAAUAUUAAUAGUCUCCAUUACAUGAAAAUUACUUUCAUCUCCGACUCACAAAGAGGGAUUAGAUUUUAAUCAGCGCAUUAAAUAUGACUUUCUAUUCCUGCAGACUGGAGAGGGAGGCAGGCAGGCAGGCAGCCAAAUGACUACCACGCUCUGAUGUUUGCAGCCUCACAGUGAUGCCUGAGAAAGUCUAAGAGGCUGUAAAAGCAUAAACAAAAAGACCAAGGAUCAUAUCUUUGAUUUUAAAGCUUCUGGCAGUUACUGGUAACAUUCCUUAAUUAAAGCUCCUUCAAAAUAUUCAUAUGCUCACAAUGAGAUGUCUGACACUGGAGUCAGAUAACUAAAGUUGACUUUAUUUUCUUAAAAGUGAUAAAUUAAAUACAUCUAAGGGGUUUUUUUCAUUAUCACUUUAAAAACUUUAAAAACAAGACAUUAACUACUAAAAGUUUGCGAGUUUGCAAAACUAAAAUCUUCUUGAAUUGUUGUUUAUUGUUGGCAAACAAUGUAUGUGUGCAUUACUGCCACCAACUGGCAACACUGGCAAAGUUGUUGCGAGGGAACAUAAAAGUUUGCUCUUUCCUCUUUGUGUAAAACGCUGUUUAUUUUGUUAUUUUCACACCUUUUAGACAUUUCUAAAUUCUGUUGUACAAUAAUAUUUUAUGUCAAACUGCACUUUUAUUUUCCUGAAAUUAUGAAUCAUUUGUCUUCACUUACUCUCAUAUUUUGCUCGACUGUUUCUUCUUGUGCACAAAAUCUUCCUGCUUCAUGUUUCCUUAUUUGUGGUGUGCUGUUUAGUCCAGUGUUUCCAAAUCUACGCCUCAUUUCUUCUACUUUCCUUUGUAUUCUGUGCAGCUGUGCCCUUCCCUCUCUUCUUCCCACUGUUUUUUUGUAACUGUUCCCUCAGUGUGUCCUUGCGAAUGCCUUACACCUCUGCUUUGCUGUGGCUCAUUGUCAAUCCAGUGUUUGUUUAUAGCAUUCAUUAGCAUUCAUUUGAGUUGGAACCCACUACUGUUAAACCCAUGAUUUGAAUUGUGUGUACAGUUUGCUGCUCCUCUGUUUAAAUGUUGCUUUGAAGUUGAUCUCAAUGAGUUUGAGUCAAAGCCAUCAAAAACACAAUGUAGAGUGUGUUCUAUUUAAAGGCUGAUGGUGAUUGUCCAUAAUGCACCUGGAGGUGGUUCCCAGGUGUGAUCAAUAAAGCUUGAUUGGCUUGAUGAUGAUGUGUGUGUGUGUGUGUGUGUGCACUGUCAAGAGUCUCUUGUGGACUAUAAAUAUCAGAUCAGAGCAGAGUGGAGUGUGUCAUGUUGUUUGUUGCUGUGUGCGCUUGAACAUGGCUCAGCUGUCCAUCUGUGUUUUCAUGCUAUUGACGCUCGUUGUUUCUGGAGGACACGUUUUCCGUGCGAGGCCGAGUUGUUACCAGCCGGUGCCAAGGAAACCCGGCUUUGGAGUGAAAACUGUAGUUCGCCCUCAUGAACUCCUGAACCUUGCUCAGCUGCCCAAGUCCUGGGAUUGGAGGAAUGUAAAUGGCAUAAACUACGCUAGUACGACUCGUAACCAGCACAUCCCUCAGUACUGUGGCUCCUGCUGGGCUCACGGCACCACUAGUGCAAUGGCUGAUCGCAUUAACAUCAAGCGUAGAGGAGUGUGGCCGUCUGCGUAUCUGUCUGUCCAACAUGUGCUUGACUGUGCCGGGUCUGGCUCCUGUCACGGCGGGGACCACGGCGGGGUGUGGGAAUAUGCGCACAAACAUGGCAUCCCAGAUGAGACCUGCAAUAACUACCAGGCCAUCGACCAGAAAUGCAAACCAUUCAACGCAUGUGGGACUUGCACAACGUUCGGGAAGUGCAACAUCGUGCGAAACUACACUCUGUGGAUGGUGGGUGACUACGGGGCCAUCAGUGGACGGGAUUAUAUGAAAGCAGAAAUCUACAUGAGUGGACCGAUCAGCUGUGGAAUCAUGGCCACAGAGAAACUUGAUGAAUACACUGGGGGACUGUACUCGGAGUUUGUCGAGUCUCCUGACAUCAACCACAUUGUCACAGUGGCUGGCUGGGGAGUAGAGAACGGCACUGAAUACUGGAUUGUGCGGAACUCCUGGGGAGAGCCAUGGGGUGAGAAAGGCUGGCUCAGGAUUGUGACAAGUGGCUACAAGGGAGAAAGUGGAAGCCAGUAUAAUCUUGCCUUGGAGGAAGACUGCAUGUAUGGAGAUGUGAUUGUACCUGAUUUAUAUUAACAAAUGUAUUUAAAUAAAUUGUCCCAAUCCUAGUUUUAA
Molecule: messenger RNA, 2553 nt
Organism: Solea solea (common sole)
Lineage: Eukaryota; Metazoa; Chordata; Actinopteri; Pleuronectiformes; Soleidae
Product: cathepsin Z-like
Exons: 6
Coding region: 1495-2514 (339 amino acids)
Cellular component (GO): lysosome
Molecular function (GO): cysteine-type endopeptidase activity
Source: RefSeq, a predicted model, not a curated record